GGCAGCGGCUGCAGCUGCGGCGGCGCGCUCGGGGCCCGCGUCCGGGGCGCCCGCGGGUCGGAGCUGCUGGCGGAGCCAUGUACCGCAGCGGCUCCCGCCCCUCCGUCUCCUCACACCGGCCUAAGGACGGCGGCCCGCGCAGCAGCCGCAGCUCCGGCUCCUCGUCAGGCUCCGUUCGUCGCACUUCGCCGCCACCGCUCUCCUCCUCGUUCCGUCGGACCCCGACUCGCCGGCCCCGCUCGCCUUCAGGGCACCGCGGCCGCCGGGCCUCGCCGUCUCCCCCGCGGGGUCGCCGCGGCUCCCCGUCCCCUCCGCGGGCCCGUCGCGGUUCCCCGUCGCCACCGCGGGGCCGACGGCUCUUCCCUGCGGGCUCGUCCGGCUACCGAGGCAGCAGCCGAGGGGAGUCCCGCGCUGACUUCGCCCGGGACGGCCGCGGAGACCAUUCAGGCGACAGCGGCAGCCGGAGGCGCUCUCCUGGUCUACAUUCUGACUCUCUGGAACAAAGCCUAAGGAUCACGGUGGGCAAUGACCACUUCUGUGUUAGCACCCCUGAACGGCGGCGGCUUAGUGAUCGAUUGGGGUCACCAGUGGAUCAUCUGGAGGAUAUGGAAAGGGAUGACCUGACAGACGAUUCUGUCCUCAGUCGAAGCUCCCAGUGCUCUCGUGGUCCUGAGCGAUAUAUUUCCCGGGAGGAGGGACCACUCAGCCCCUUCUUGGAACAACUUGAUGAGGACUACAGAACAAGGGAGGCUUUUUUGCAUCGUUCUGAUUAUAGUCACCACAUUGGUGGUCGUGAUGAAUUCUUGCGGGGGACAGGGCGGAAUAGAGACAAAGUUAAAGACUCAUACUCUGUACGAUCUGAGGAAAGGAGCUGGGAGGCCAAAAGGGCCCGUUACGAUGAUGCUGAGAAGAUGCACAGCACAGGUGGGGAACACCCAAGUUAUACCUCGGGGACUCGAAACUAUCGACAGCGGAGACGGAGCCCAAGUCCAAGGUUUCUAGAUCCUGAGUUUCGAGAGCUGGACCUUGCUAGGCGAAAGCGAGAGGAAGAGGAGGAACGAAGUAGGAGCUUGAGUCAGGAGCUGGUGGGAGUUGAUGGUGAUGGCACUAGCUGUUCCAUCCCUGGAUUGUCAGGUGUCCUAACAGGAUCAGAGCCAGGAUAUUCUUUGCAUCGGUCUGAAGAAGUAUCUCUGAUGCCCAAGAAGUCCAUUCUUAAGAAGCGGAUCGAGGUAGGUGUGGAACCUGCAGCUAAAUUAAUUAUUUGUCUUUUGCAGCUUGAGAAUUUUUCCAGCAGUACCAGCUCUAGCCAGGAUCAUCCUCUCUACUCUUCACACCCAUCUCUUCCACUAAGUGGUGAUAUUGCUGCAUUUGCCUCAGAGAUUGAGAACAAGGGGACUAUAGUAGAGACUGCCUUAAAGGAACGUCAGGGUAGCCUCUACCAAUGGGGUACCCUCCCUGGGAUGCCCAAAGACAGCAGUCCUCACAGAGAAAAAUUUGGUAGUUUUCUCUGUCACAAGGAGAAACUGGAUAUGAAGGCUGAGGGACCUGAGCGGAACACAGACUUUUUGCUGCCUCAUGAGAGAGCUAGCCAGGAUGGCAGUGGUUUUUCCCGCAUUUUGAGCAUGUUAGCUGAUUCUACUAGUACGCAAGAAAAAAGGCGACGUAGCUUUCCUGAUAUUGAGGAUGAGGAGAAAUUUCUCUAUGGGGAUGAAGAAGAGGAUUUAAAAGCAGAGUCUCCACCAAAGCCCUUUGAGAGUGAAAAUAUGAUGCAGAAGGCAAACUCCCUACCCUCUUCAGCUCCAACUGUGAAGCUAGAAUCCCUAGAAGAGACCAAUCCAGAAUAUGCCAAGAUUCAUGAUUUGCUGAAGACCAUAGGGCUGGAUAUUGGUGUGGCAGAGAUCAGCAAACUGGCUGCGCGUACCCAGGAACGACUUCAUGGCAAGAAGCCAUCAUCUCGCUCCUCAGUUGACCGGCGUUCCUCAGUUGACCGACAUUUUUCAGCUGAUCGCUGUUCUUCAGUGGAUCAUUGUUUCUCAGCUGAUCGACGUUCCUCCGAUCCCCAUAGACUAGAGAGCAGGGAUGCGCACCAUAGCAGUAUCCACUCUCCGGAGGCAUCCCAUCCACACCCAGCCUCCCCUGUGGAUCCUUACCUGCUCACACAAAACAGCCCUCCAUUCCUCAAAUCUGACCAUCCCUUGGGUCAUAUAUCAGGACCAGACGUGGUUGGUAGUGGCUUUCGGUCAUCUGCAGUCAGGUGCCUGUUACCAACAGCCUCUUCUACCCCAAUUAGACUUUCACAUUCUGCUUCUUUAUCUCAGUUUCAUAUGCCAAGGACCUCUCAGUUUUCUGCAGCCCGGAUAUCUUCAAACUACCAGGGAUCUGCCAUACCCUCUUCCUCCUUUGAUGCCUAUAGGCACUAUAUGGCAUAUGCAGCCUCAAGAUGGCCCAUGUACCCCACCUCCCAAACGUCAAACCACACUCUACCUGAGCCACACAGGAUAAUGCCAAUAACCAGACUAGCUACUCGUAGUCGUCCCAAUCUCCGUGUGAUUCCGACGGUUACUCCCCAUCAGCCCAAGCAGGAGGAGUCGGAGCUAGGCGGGAUUCCUGCUGCUCAAGUGCCUGUACAGAUGUCUAUCCCACCACUCAUAAGAUAUAAUCCAGAGAAGAUCUCUGAUGAAAAGAACCGUGCAUCCCAGAAGCAGAAGGUUAUUGAAGAGAGGGAAAAACUAAAGAGUGACCGGGAAGCCCGCCAGAAGAAAAUGUAUUAUCUGAGGACUGAGUUGGAACGGCUUCAUAAACAACAAGGAGAAAUGCUUCGUAAGAAAAGAAGAGAGAAAGAUGGCCACAAAGACCCACUCCUAGUGGAGGUGAGUCGGCUUCAGGACAACAUUAUGAAGGACAUUGCUGAGCUUCGACAAGAAGCGGAGGAGGCGGAAAAGAAGCAAUCCGAACUGGACAAAGUGGCUCAGAUCUUAGGAAUUAACAUCUUUGAAAAAUCUCAGAAGUCUUUAAAUGACAGUAAAGAGUCUCCAGAAAAGCCUGCGAAAGCAGAAGAAUCUAUGAGUCCAGAAGAAGUAUCAUCUUCAAACGCCUCCAACAACAAGGAAUCAAUGGUAAACAAUGAUCAGUCUGAUACGAGAAGUCCCAACUCUGCUGAAAGCCUCCAGUUGGCUGCUAUGCAGUCAGAUCAGCCCACUGCUACUUAUGAGUAUUAUGAUGCUGGCAAUCACUGGUGCAAAGACUGCAACACCAUUUGUGGGACUAUGUUUGACUUCUUCACCCAUAUGCACAAUAAGAAGCAUGCACAGACACUGGAUCCCUACAACAGACCUUGGGCUUCAAAGACCCAGAGUGAGGCCAAGCAAGAUACUGUAAAGCGCAUUGACAAGAUAACUGUCCCUGCAAAAGGCUCUGAGUUUUUGAUUCCCAUCACUGGAUUUUACUGCCAGCUCUGUGAGGAAUUUUUGGGGGAUCCAAUUUCUGGAGAACAACAUGUAAAAGGUCACCAACACAAUGAGAAAUACAAGAAAUAUGUGGAUGAAAACCCAUUGUAUGAGGAACGACGGAAUCUGGACCGCCAAGCUGGCUUGGCUGUAGUUCUAGAGACAGAAAGACGACGACAGAAUGAACUAAAGCGUAAACUUAGUGAGAAAUCAAAGGAAGAGAAGAAAGAGAAAAAGGCAAAAGUUGUGAAAGAAACAAAGGAUGACAAGGAUUCUGAAGAAUUGGAGGACCAACUCUCUGAGGAUGGCAGCUCUCCUGAAAAAACUGAGAAGAAGAAGAACACUAGCAUGAAACUCCAGCUAAAAGAAGAGAUAAAGAAAGAGUCACCAACAUCAUCUUCAUUUGGGAAAUUUAGUUGGAAGAAGACAGAAAAAGAGGAAGAAAAAAUUUCAGUGGUACUCCCAAAUGUCCCUAGAGAAGAGAUAGUGGAAAGUAAUAAAGACAAAGAAGAUGGUAAAGCUGAAACUGGAAAGGCAAAGCCCAUCAAAAUCAAACUCUCUGGGAAAACUGUUGUUGCACAUAGCAGUCCUUGGAUGCCUGUGGUGACAACUUCAGCACAAACUAAGAUCCGACCAAACCUGCCUAUCCCAUCCACAGUACUUCGCAAGUCCAGUUCAAUCACAGUGAGCAAACCUGCACCUCUUAACACAUUUCUCUCCAUCAAGUCCUCUGGAACUACUGUCAAGCCCCUGCCAGUUGUUAAAGAAUCUUCAGCUGAUCUCGUGUUGCCACCAGAUAUCAUCUCCAAAGCAUUUGGAGGGGAAGAGGUGAUUCUAAAAGGAUCACCAGAAGGAAAAAUGGUGGCUGAAAAGAAUGAAUCAUGCCAUGUACCUGAGCAAAUGCUACCACCUCCUCCUCCACCACCACCACCACCACCACCACCCCCGCCACCACCCCCGCCAGUUGUACCUCAUCCAGCUGCUCCGACUCAAGCAAAUACUGUCUUGGCUUCAGUAAAAUCGAACCUAGUUGUAUCUCAGACUGUCAGUCCUGGCUUCCUGGGCCCUAACAUUUUGAACCCAGUGUUGCCUGUAGCCAUCAUGGCCUCAGCACAGCCAGCUGCCAUUCCUUCUGAUGAGACAGCUCCUGGGGUGAGUGAGAGUGACUGGGAUCAGACCCUAUUCUCUGUGUUAGUGCGUCCUCCACCACCCCUUUCAAGUGUGUUUAGUGAACAAGCCAAAAAAUUGGAAAAGCGAAAUUCAUGCUUAGCCACAGCCAAUGCCAAAGACUUAUAUGGCAUAUUCUACAGUAGUGGUGGGAAGGGGGCACCUGAGCCUAAGCUGAGUGGUGGUCCAUUGACCAAUGGGGAAAAUAGCAGCUUUUCUAGAACUGAAAGUUCAGACACUUCUUCCACUUCUACAUCCCAAGAAGAGUUACCUCAACAUAAGGGUUCAGCCAUUGCUCCUGUAGUCAGCAGCACUGAAAAGCCCAUUGCAAAAACUCUGGUGUCCCUAGGGAAAUGGUCACCUGUAGAGCCUGGAGACCCAAAAACCAGAGGCAGUAGCUAUGGCUUUUUGCAACCUUUGACAAGGUUGUGCCAAAGCAGACCUUGUGAAACUAUUACCCCAAAGCCAGACACUUCAGCAAAGUGGACUUGUAGCUCCUUCCAGAUUGAUACUAAAAAGGAUGUAUCUCCAGAGGUAAAACUUGAGCUUGACCAAGGAGAUCCAGGGCCACCUGGUGUAGAAACAGCUGCUCAACAGUCAGAUACACAGUGUCAUACCAAGGACCCUCAGAAGUUUGUAGAAAUUCACCUCAUAGAAUCUGGUAACCAGAAUAAGGAAAGCCAGGACUGUCAUGCUGAAGAAUGUGGAGAAAGUAAGUUGGGGACAAAUAAUGAACUAAAAGGAAGAGUAGCAACUGAAGUGAGAGGAGAUCACGAUCUUGACUCCCACAGCUUGGAAGAUUCUAAUGUGAUCUAUGGAAAGCCAUACACAUGGAAAGGAGAAGCAGAGCCGUCCAAGAAAUUCAUGACAGGGAGUGAAACUCCAGGUAAAGCAGUGAUUGAAUUAGGUGCACAGGCUCUCUCAUCCACAAAGAAAAAAAUAGACUCUUUUCCAUCAGAAGCUAGAUCUUCAACCCAAAGCCCACAAGAUCUAACUGUGAAAAUUUCUGCUCCAGAAAUACUACUUCCAUCCUCAGCCAGAUCAGAUAUAUGUUUAACAGGUAGUGCACAGGAGCAAGGAUUUUCAGCUGGUAACAAGGAGUGGCUAGAAAAUUCAACUCCAGAAUCAGCUUCCAGAACCUCUAAGUACAGAAACCUCAAACUCAAGAGAAAAAAAAGGUCAAAAGGCUUUCGUGGUAAAAUGACCUAUGACCUGGCUGUUUGGAAUGAGAGCAAAAAGAGAACAGAGAGCUGGGUAGGUCCUGAAAAACCAGAAAUGGAAGCUGUGGAGCUGCGAGAUGUCCGUCCAGAAUUAACGGUGACAAUAGAAAACAAAGCCUUAGAUGAUUUCAGAGGUGCGGACUUAAAGGUAGAGGAGAUUGCCGCCCUGGGAAGCCUGGGGGAUAUAUGUGCUGAUUUUUGUGAUAGUGAGAUAGAUCCAGCUUGUAGAUCCCCAAAUGCCUCAUCUCAGAAAAUGUGUGAAGAAAAUUCUGUAUCAUCUGUAGGUUGUAAAUCCUCUACUUCCACCGACUUUAAACCGAUUCCAUCUUUUUCUGGGUUUCCACGAGAGUCUCCCAAAUCCCUGGUGCUUAAUUUUGAGACAAAGGGUGUACAAAAUUCAUCUAAUCCUAAAAGUGGGAGGAUUACUUCUAACAUUAUGAAAACUGGAUUUCCUGUGGAAAAUGUUGACCGAGGCUUCGGAAGUCUAGAGGGAACCCACCAGGCCCUUGACCUAUUAGCAGGUGGAAUGAUGCCUGAAGAAGUAGAAGAAACUUCCCAAUUAGAAAAACAGGAGUCACUCAGAUUAGAAGCAGAAGCAGUUAAUCCUGCAGGCCUUGGGCCAUCUCCUUGCCUUCCAGACCUUGUUGACUUUGUCACACGGACAUCAGGAAUUCAAAAAGACAAAGUAUGUUCUCCCCUGUCUGAAUCAGGUGACCUUCCUAAUUGUAGCUCUCUGGAUAUGGGACCACUGCAGCCUGAAAUUCUGAAUACGUCCAUCGCAGAGGCAUCAGUUUCUCAAAUAGAUGAAAACGGUGACAACUCUUUGAAUUUGGGAACAAUUCCAGCUUCAAGGUCACCUCCAAGGGAGCAGAUCAUUGGAGCCAAUGAGAUCCCUCUGGAAAUGCCUGAACAACAAGGUUCAGUUGAUGUCAUUCAGGACUAUACAAAAUCCAGUACUUGUGACUAAGAAUAUACACCCAGAGCUACUUGUAUAUAAAUCAGAUUCUCAGAUGACCCAGGAUUUGUUGGCAAUCUCAUCUAAAACCUACACCAAGAAAUGAAGUCAACAUCUUAAGUAGAUGUUCAUGGAAGCUAAAAAAAAAUGUACCUCCUUGCCCUCUUAAAAUCCAAGACAAAUUAAUCAUAACUUCUAUACAUAUUUGUAAAAAUAAUUAUUUUUGUUUGCUUUUUUGGUCAAUUUAUUUCUCCUACUUUGUCAUUAAAAUCUGAUGUCUAUCUGUCUCACCAUAGUGUGCUUUGAUUGUAUUUUGGCUAUGAUGCUGCCAUUUCUGGAAUGUGGGGGAGGAGGGAGAAAGAGAGAUGACUUUUCCAAUUGCUGUGUUGUAUUCUUACCCAAUUUUCUGGGCAGCUUAUGGAUCUCUGGGACAAACACCAGAAAGUUUGCCAAAAUGGAAAGCUUCUGAUGAAGAAAGAAUUAUUCAUCUCUAAGGCUUCCAUUUGGAUAAGCCUGCCUUAACAUGGUUUGUUUACUGUUUACUUCCUUCAUUGUCAUGUCAACUCCUGCACUCUCCUACUCUGUUACCUGAGAUGCUCCUGCUAACUCACAAACCCGUUGGGAAAUGACCUCAGUAAACAGGGAAGAGAAUCUGGCAGGCUCACUUUGGAAGACAGCAAUCGGUAAGGCUUAUUCACAGCCCAAUGCCAGGAGCAGAUCUGCUUUUUUGGUCACUUUUAUUUUUGAAAUGGCCUUUGUCCAUUGUAUUGUGGUCUGGUGACACUCUGUAUUAAAUUAUUUAGCAGCUAUUUCUGUUCCAAAGCGAUAGACUAUCUGAAAAUUGUUGUGGAAUUGUACUCAUUAUUUGUUCUACAAACCCAUGUGUAUCCCUCCUUCUACCUCUCCUUUUCCCAGGUAGUUUCUACCAUAGUGUGACGUUUUGGGUUGUACAUUUUGUUAAAAAGAUUAAAGAAUUUAUGAGUUGACUUGGAAAA
Ochotona curzoniae (black-lipped pika) is the source of this 7783-nucleotide messenger RNA. RefSeq names its product zinc finger protein 318 (gene ZNF318). The coding region runs from base 78 to 6800 and encodes 2240 amino acids. Gene Ontology annotation, biological process: negative regulation of DNA-templated transcription; positive regulation of DNA-templated transcription. The record is from RefSeq and is a predicted model, not a curated record. The transcript has 10 exons. Lineage: Eukaryota; Metazoa; Chordata; Mammalia; Lagomorpha; Ochotonidae. Gene Ontology annotation, cellular component: nucleoplasm. Gene Ontology annotation, molecular function: nucleic acid binding; zinc ion binding.